AUGGAGUGGGACUGGGAUCCGCAGGAGGAAGAUCUCCGCUCCGUGGGGGUGCUCGGGGUGUACCGCCACUGCUUCCUCGUCGUCCGCGCCCGCCGCAGGAUCGUCGCCAGAGUCGCGCUCUGCCACGGCCUCCCGCUCUCCGUCCUCUUCCUCGCCAACGUCGCCGUCGCCCACGCCAUCUUCUCCCGCUACGUCCCCGACGACGACGCCUUCGAGGCCGCCGCGCCGGCCGGCACCGCGCUCGCGGCGCUCCUCUUCUUGCUCCGCGGCUCCGCGGACUGGGUCGCCUACCUCCUCUUCAAGGCCGCCUACCUCUCCGCUCUCCUCGCCCUGUCGCUCGCCUCCACCGCCGCCGUCGUCUCCUGCGUCGCCUCCCUCUACUCCGCCGCCAAGUACGACGACCUCUACCUCCGCCGCGGCAUCCGCGCCUUCCCGCUGGCCUGGAUCAGGCGCCUCGUGGACACCUUCCUCGCCGCCUUUGUGCUCCUCCUCCUCUACAACGGCGUCUCCAUCGCCGUGCUCGUGCUGACCGUCCUGCUGCUCUACAGCCACCAUGGCACCCUCCUCGCGUCCCUGCUGCUGCUCGGCGGGGCCGUGUACCUCGCCGGCUUGGUGUACAUCGGCGUCGUGUGGCACCUGGCCAGCGUGGUGUCGGUGCUGGAGGACGCGCGCGGGGCCGCCGCCAUGCGCAAGAGCCGCGCACUCCUCGCCGGAAAGCUCUGGACGGUGGCCGCCAUCUUCGCGAAGCUGAGCGGCCUCUCCUUCGCGGUGGAGAUGGCCUUCAGGGUGGUGGUGGUGGAGGACAAGAUGAGGCUCGGCCUCGGGGACAGGGCGCUCCUCGGGAUGGCGAUGGCGGCGACGCUGUGCGCGGUGAUCAUGGUGGCGCUGGUGGCCCAGGCGGUGGUGUAUUUCGUCUGCAAGAGCUACCACCGCGAGGUCGUCGACAAGGCCCACCUCUCCGACCACCUCGGCGUCUACCUCGGCGAGUACGAGCCACUGGACAGCAGCAAUGGAGGAGGAAGAGGUGUGCAGAUGGAGCAGCUGCCAUGA
Messenger RNA from Oryza brachyantha (malo sina), 1050 nucleotides. RefSeq lists its product as uncharacterized. Lineage: Eukaryota; Viridiplantae; Streptophyta; Magnoliopsida; Poales; Poaceae. The coding region runs from base 1 to 1050 and encodes 349 amino acids. The transcript has a single exon. The record is from RefSeq and is a predicted model, not a curated record.